AUGAAGCGACCAACCCUCGUAAACCGCGACCGUCAACAUUAUUGUGCAGAAUAUCGCACAACCGAUAAUCCUACUCACCCUGUUGUAUCUCAUUUACUCGGAAUAAAACGUGCACACGAUAUCGUGAACAAUAGUUACAACGACCGCUAUCGUCCAUACCGCCAGCAAACGGUAGAGAGCCAGAAAAUUGUUUCAAACUAUUUCACGUGUGUAGGGAGACAUGAACUAAAUUCAGAAGCGGCAAUGACCCAACUCUAUAUGAAUUAA
Messenger RNA from Opisthorchis viverrini, 267 nucleotides. RefSeq lists its product as hypothetical. The record is from RefSeq and is a predicted model, not a curated record. Lineage: Eukaryota; Metazoa; Platyhelminthes; Trematoda; Opisthorchiida; Opisthorchiidae. The transcript has 2 exons. The coding region runs from base 1 to 267 and encodes 88 amino acids.